AUAAAGUUUUUUUAUCCCGACCAGGUACCACAUACCUAGAUCAUGGCUAAAUACAUCUAAUAAUGUACUAGUGAUCUUUGAAGAAACAGAUAGGACUCCAUUUGAGAUUUCCAUCUCUACACGUUCUACUGAAACAAUAUGUGCUCAAGUAUCAGAAAAGCACUAUCCACCUCUUCAUACGUGGUCUCACUCAGAGUUCGACGGGAAAAUUUCUCUGACGGAUAAAGCACCAGAAAUGCACUUGCAAUGUGACGAAGGGCAUACAAUCUCUUCUAUCGAAUUUGCAAGCUAUGGAGAUCCAAAUGGCAGCUGUCAAACGUUUUCUCAAGGCAAAUGUCAUGCUGCAAAUUCCUUGUCUGUUGUGUCUCAGGCUUGUAAGGGAAGAAAUAGUUGCAGCAUUGGCAUUUCCAAUGCCGUAGUUGGAGAUGCAUGUCGACACAUUGUCAAGAGUUUGGCUGUUCAGGCAAAAUGCUCGCCACCACCGGAUCUCAGCAUUUCAGCUUCCUCCUGACAAGGAUCUGGAAAAGCUUUGAUCUUUUAGAAUGAAACCUUCCCUUAAAGCCUACUUGCUGCCCUACCCAAGCUCCUAUAUUGUUACAAUCUAUUGCUGAUGAAUAUGAAUUACUAGUUAUAAUGACUAAAAGCAACAAUGCAAUUGGCUUUAUUGCCUGUCCAGAGAGGUCGUUCUGGUUUCAAUUGGAAUUAGAAUGUACUACCUGUUUAUGACCCAAGUGUGUGGCCUCGUGGUCAAUGAAAUCGAUUGAGAACCAUGAGGUUUUAGGUUCGAAUUCUAUCUGAGGUAAAAUCAUUAGUUGAUAAGGUGAGUUCUUUUCAUUUGUU
Capsicum annuum is the source of this 840-nucleotide messenger RNA. Its product is annotated as beta-galactosidase 9-like. Gene Ontology annotation, molecular function: carbohydrate binding. The record is from RefSeq and is a predicted model, not a curated record. Lineage: Eukaryota; Viridiplantae; Streptophyta; Magnoliopsida; Solanales; Solanaceae. Bases 236 to 511 code for a protein of 91 amino acids. The transcript is spliced from 2 exons.